Messenger RNA from Funneliformis geosporum, 1296 nucleotides. Lineage: Eukaryota; Fungi; Glomeromycota; Glomeromycetes; Glomerales; Glomeraceae. The record is from the annotation of a GenBank genome assembly.
AUGCACGUUAACGCUGAACCGCAAGAGAAUUCUAGUUCGGAUGCACAGAAUUUGACAGACAUUAACGCUAGACAUGAAAUUGAAGAAAACGAAAGAAGCAGUGAAGAAAACACUGACGAAAAAAGUACUGACGAAAAAUUCACUUCUGAAAAAAACAGAGACGAAAAUAACACUGAAGAAACAAAAGCUGAACAGAGUCAAAAUAAUGAAUAUAAAUUUCUUGGAAAAUAUGUUUCUCAACAUACUUUAUUUAAGCUAGAAGAAUACUGGGAAAACGUUAAAGCAAUCCCAAAACCUAAAAUCGCUUUGAUACCUAUAAUUGGAUUGUUUUCAUUCUAUUUUAUUUCAAUGAUUUUUGGCAUACUUUACUUUCCAGCUACAGAUCUAAUCUGUAAUCAUACCCCUUAUUCUGAAUUGGUUUUUUCAUUUUGUAAAUUAGCUAUUCCCAACUUUUCUGCUAUUGUCGACGCGCAAAUUGAAGCGCAAGAACGGCUUUUGAAACAGGCGGCAGAACUUGAUGCAGAAGGUUCAUUAGCUCAUGAUAUUAAAAGAGCCGAAUUAGCGACAAAAGACUUAAUGUUAAUCGUUAAAUAUUCUGAUUUAAAAUCCAAAGAAAUUUUAUCUCUAAAAUUGAAAGAAUUCGCAGAUACAAGUUUUGAAGCAAAUAGUGAUCUUCAAACUUUACAAAUUAGAGCUCAAACUUCUUUGGAUAACACAAUAACUUAUAUUUCAUAUACUUUGAAGACUAUUGAAGAUUUCAGUGGAAAAAUUAUUAGUCCAAGACAAGAAAGAGAUUUGAAUAAACAUCAUGAUAUGCUUAUGAAAUUGACUGAUGAUGAUCUUCGAAAACUUAUUGUAGCUACAGACAAUACAUUGAACAUACUCAAAAAGCUCGAUGUAAUUCAAGAUGGCAUUCGCGAUAUUACCGGUCAAGAAGAAUCGUUACAACAAAUGAGUGAAGCGGAAUUGCUUUCCGAACUUUGGUCGAUUCUUGGUGGUAACCAUGUAGAAAAAACAAUUUUCAAGAAUAAUCUAAAGUUACUUAAAAAUCUCGAUAAUAAAAGAAAGGUUGCGGUUGAAAGAAUCUCUUUGAUCAGUGGAUAUCUUAUUAAAUUCCAACAACAAUUAGGAUUUUUACGCGAAGCAACGGUGUUACGUCUUUUGGUUGAUAUUCCUCUUGAAAUCCAUCUAACGAAUAUGAAAAAGGCUUUAAUGAGAUUACAAAAUAAUGAAAUUACCGCUGGUGUAAAAGCAAAAAUGGAUAAAAUCAACGAAAGAGUUAUUCAUGCAAUUUAG